CCAUCAGCUGAUGACGGUAUAUAAUGUCAACCAUGGCUUUAGCAGGAAGUGCAUCUGAUGUUUAGCUGGAACAUGAGGAGAACAAACUGUGUUAUGAGGAAUUUCUGGAACAUCAAACGAAGCAUUUGACGAUAGAAAACAACAGUGGGAGAUGGACGGUUAUAAAAGAGGACAGCCGUGGGGAAAGCUGGUCAAAGUGAACUCCAGUGAGACUGUCCUGCUCGUCAACAGGGAGUGCACAGUCGGCAGAAAGAAAGGAUGUUAUUUAUCCUUUCCAGCUAACAAACUGGUGUCAGGGGAGCACUGCAAGAUUGUGCAAGAUGAAAGCUCAGGGUCAGCGUGGCUGGAGGACAUGAGCACUAAUGGCACAGUGAUCAACAUGUCCAAACUGGUCAAGAAGCAAACUCACAUGCUGCAAAAUGGUGAUGUCAUCUACUUUGUGUACAGGAAAAGUGAACCAGAACAGAAUGUCGCCUAUGUUUACCACUCAAUGAAACCAGAGCAAACCACUACGGAACAUAGUUAUGACACAGAGAAGUCAGCCCACAGUUCAGCUCCCUUCCCACCAUCAGAGUCAGAGAUGUCCCUCUCUGUGGAGCCUGUGAUGCUCUCAAAGGCUCCUCAAGAUUCAACCCCAGAAGAGCCUCAGCCCUCCACCUCCUCUUCCCUGUUCUGUAUCGGGAGCCCUACCACUCCUGGUGCCUGUCCUGCUUCAGGAAAAGUUAAUGAUGCUGCCCAAGCAGUGGACAAAGAUGAGGACAGCAUGGAACCAGAAAGCAAGAGGAGGAAAACUGAUGAAGAUUAUGAUGCAGGCUUACCACACACCUCCAGUGCAGAAGUGUCCACUUCAACAGAGAAAAGACUUUUGCCUAAACCUCCAAGGGAAGGAGCAAAGACGGACAAGAUGGAGGAGAGCCUGACGUGUGUGAUCUGUCAGGACCUUUUGCACGACUGUGUCAGCUUGCAGCCCUGCAUGCACGUCUUCUGUGCUGCUUGCUACUCAGGCUGGAUGGAGCGUUCAACACUUUGCCCCACCUGCCGCUGCCCUGUGGAGAGGAUUCGGAAGAACCACAUCCUCAACAACCUGGUGGAGGCCUACCUCCUUCAGCACCCAGAGAAGUCCCGCAGUGAGGAGGAUCUGAAGAGUAUGGACAGCCGUAACAAGAUAACUCAGGACAUGUUGCAGCCAAAAGUUGAGCGUUGUUUCUCAGAUGAGGAGGGCAGCUCAGACUUCCUGUUCGAGCUCUCUGAUAACGACAGUGACUCCUCAGAUAUUGGUCCGCCUCUGGUGAUGUGCAGACAGUGUCCAGGCUACAUGAGGGACGUCAGUCAGGUGCUGUUUGCUGCAGGUUCAAACUACUGGCUCCCUGGUCUACCUGCUCCACUGCACGUCCCUCCUCCACCCAAACCGACAAGUGAAGAGGAGUCUGAAAAACCUACAGGGGAGCAGCCCUCAACAUCCUCUGAUGUCCCCUCAGCUCCGCAGGAAUACCGCUGCCCCCCUCAGGGCCUCCAUCUCAUCUGCACCUGCUGCCUCCAGCCAAUGCCGGAGAGACGGGCUGAGCUGAACAGCCAGCAGGUUGUUGCUCAACAAUGUGUUCUGUGCCUGCGACCGUUCUGUCACAUGUACUGGGGUUGUGAGAGGAUUGGCUGUCAGGGCUGUCUGGCCCGAUUCAGUGAUCUCAAUCUGACAGACAAAUGCUUGGACGGUGUGCUGAACAACAACAACUAUGAAUCAGAGGUCCUCCAGAACUACUUGACCUCCAGAGGGAAGUCAUGGAGAGAUCUGCAGCAGGAGUCUCUGCAGAGCUUACAGCAAGGACAGUUUCAUCUGACAGAUAGUCGCGUCUCUGCUAACACCAUCCUGUGCUUUGGCUGUGGCCUGAGAGCCUUCAAGGAGCUGGCCUACAAAUACAGACAGAACAUCCUUUCAUCUGAACUACCAGCUACUGUCACGUCUCGUCCGGACUGUUACUGGGGACGUAACUGUCGCACACAGGUGAAGGCACAUCACGCAAUGAAAUUCAACCACAUUUGUGAGCAGACACGCUUCAAGAGCUGAGGGAGCUGAGUGCUUUGUUUCUUCACAAAGUGUCAAACUGAGAGUCUUCGGGCACAAACUCAACUUUUCUUGUGUCCACUGUCGAGAACGGGCUUCCAGGUGUCAUGCAAUAACCUAAUGCAGAAUUUACAAUCAAUAUCCAUUUACAGUAGAGUCCAGUGUCUUGCUCGACCCUGGGCUGUGUGAAUAAUGCUAUGCACAUUUUCAUUAUAUUUUCAUGUUUACCAACAGUUGAGCUGCUAUUCAGAGUUUAGACCUUUUGGGGCAUCGACACCAGCCUCUGUUUAAAUUUACAAACAUUUUGAUGCCGGCUCAUGCACGCCUGAAGUUUACCAGGCGUUAAAACUCUAACUUUUAGAGUUAGUAGCUGUCAAUGCUUUCUGAUAUGUCCUCCAGCCUAAGUAAAGAAAACAAAUAUAUAUGUGAGAUCUAGUGUUGCAGCCUGUGUGUACAUUUACACACAUGUUGUAGGUUUGUUUAUAUUAUUUCCUCCCUAAACCUUUGUAAUUGAGGCGUAAAAUACCUGCUGUUUAUUUACUUUAUUGUUGUGCUAUAAUGUUAAGUGUUAGGUAAGUAAAGGAUCCAUGGCUUCCUACAGUAGAGGGCUAAUCAUGACGUCACAGUUUAACAGCUGUAGGACUGUUUUGGGCCAACACACAAUUAGUUUCAAAGAUCCAAACUCCAAAAAGUAUUGCAGAGCGUAAAUAUCUCUCCUCUGGGGGACUUUCUUGUUUCAGCAGGGUAUUACUUAAUCUCCAGACGGGGGCAAAAAGCCACGUCAAAGCUUGUGCAUACAUACUCUGGUAGAUUAAUAAUCCCUUGUGAUAUUUGUAUAGGAUUUGGAAGGGGAUCAAUGUGUUGUAACCCUGUCAGAGGGCACGGGUGGCCCUCUGUUGUAUGCUUUGCUCAGGAUAAUCGUCUCAAAAGGUGAUUAUAGUGCAGAAGGAACCCUUUCUUAGGACCUUGUAGUCGAGGUAAGCUGUGAUGAAAUGCAGUUACUCAUGUAAGGUUUCCAGAGGAGUAAAGCACUCCAGGAAACCUGUAGUAGUUGAUUAAGCUGAAGGUGAUGGUGCUUUCAGUGACACUGGCCCAUAGCUGGAGUCUGCAUGAGCAAAGUGUGCUUGGACAACUAACAGUUUAGAGCACUGUGCCAACACAUCUCAACAGCACUCUCAUGUUCAAUGUUAUUAUACAUGUUAUAGAGAAUUUGAUAGAGUUUUAUCCAGAUGUUUUGAAGAUAUUAGUUGGAUAGCACGUUUAAGCGUUAGAUUAUUUUGGAUCCUCAGGUACACCAAUCUGCUGCAUUGUUCUACGCAGCAGGUAAACCAUGUUUGGUGGUUCAACAGUUCUGUCGACAUGCAAAAGCUCUCAUGUUGAAUCUGAUGUCUUCUCGUGUUUGACUAUCAUAACCUAAAGUCUCCCUAUCAUGCAAAAAUGCACAGCUGGAAUUGAUGUCUACUGAAAGAAGUGACAAAUCAGACAUUUUUUGUAUCUAUAUUAAGCCCAGUCAACAUAAAGACAUUGGUUUAAAGAGGCCUUAUAUGUACAGAAAUACAAGGAUGAAGGAACAGACUGGACUUAAGACCACUGUCGCUAGUUUCAAACAGAAGCUGGAGGGGAAGAAUAAGAAAAAAGGAAAUGUACAACACUUAACUUGCAUCCGCUACAUUUGCAUGAUGAUCUUAUGCAGAGGCUGGGCUUGUUUUGCUUUUUGUGUUUAGUUUUUCUGCUCCUUGUUCAGGAGAAUUUGUGCUGAAGAAUAUAAGUAUUUGCUAGAUGUGUCUAUAUUGUACAACCAUGAGGGUAUUUGCACAGAAAUUUUGUCACACAAAUGGAAAGGCAUUUUUUUUAGGUCUGGAAAGUGAUGGUAUGAACCAAACGUGCUUGAAGAGCAGUCUUUACUCAUAACGUGAGACGUCCGUACUCUGGAUUGUUGUCUCAUUCCAAAAUGGGACACAUCAUUACAGAGAAAUAUGCAUUGGAGGGAAAAUACAACUUUUUGAAAUGUAUAUCCUUGAUAGUUUACAUGCUAAAUCUUAGAGAAUUAUGUACUUUUAAAAUAUAUAUAUAUAUUAUUAGUACCAUGAGCCAUUGUAACUGUGGACACAGUAUGUUUUAUAGUAUAGCUCUUCAUAUUUUCAUUGUAGGUGAAAUGGGUUUGUGAAUGGGCACUUUCCUGGCCUUGCUCAGAGCUCCUGAGUUAAUUUGUGGUGUUAGUAAGGAAGUUUAGGUGUGUUUUUAUUUUUUUAUUUGUAUCCCUUGAGUCACGGUGGGUCCACACUGGCAUUCCUUAGCAGCUCAGGCACUCAGCACAAACCCAGUCGAUCCCCCGACGGUGUGGCUGAGUUUUCAUUAUUCCCCACCGGAGAUCUGGGCAACAUAAGCCAACAACAGUCCCGAGCCGCUCCAAUCAGGAAUUGGUAUUAGAGAGGCUUUGGUUGAGUGCUUUGCAUUCUCCCUGAUGUGUGUAUGGGGAGGGGGGGUAUGUUGUAUACUAAGGAAAAUAUUUACUCACUUUGUGUGCAAGAGUCUGGACCAGGCUGCUCAGCAGUAUGGAAGAGGCAGGUUUGAUUCUACCUCAUCUCAGCUCCCAGGACGACGGGAGACUGAACAGGCAUCAGAGUUACGUACACGUCAGUAAUGCAUCGCUCAGUUAGGGAUGGGAGUCCCCACUGAUGCCUGUAAACAUUGUCUGCAAUGCACUAUUUGAACAGUUAGUCUAGACUAUAAACAACUUGUAGUUAAAUCUCUAAAGUAGCGUUAGACACAUGUUAUGAUGUUGAGAAAAUGUUUCAGAGUUUGAUAAAUGCCUCUCUUUCUCUGUAUGUUGACCUGUAUGUUGUAUUAGCAAUGCUACAAUUGAAGAUGUAAAAACAGAAUCACCGUUACAUCUGUUUGCUUGUUUAUCAUAACAAAUUAAAAGACUGAUAUAGACAAA
Notolabrus celidotus (New Zealand spotty) is the source of this 5000-nucleotide messenger RNA. RefSeq names its product checkpoint with forkhead and ring finger domains, E3 ubiquitin protein ligase (gene chfr). Gene Ontology annotation, molecular function: protein binding; ubiquitin-protein transferase activity. Lineage: Eukaryota; Metazoa; Chordata; Actinopteri; Labriformes; Labridae. The coding region runs from base 152 to 2062 and encodes 636 amino acids. The transcript has 18 exons. Gene Ontology annotation, cellular component: nucleus. The record is from RefSeq and is a predicted model, not a curated record. Gene Ontology annotation, biological process: protein ubiquitination; ubiquitin-dependent protein catabolic process; mitotic cell cycle checkpoint signaling.